This is a messenger RNA of Anisakis simplex (herring worm), 333 nucleotides long. The record is from the annotation of a GenBank genome assembly. NCBI's taxonomy places the organism in Eukaryota, Metazoa, Nematoda, Chromadorea, Rhabditida, Anisakidae.
UUGCAUAUUGCUGCGCAUUAUCACGGCGGUGGUGCCACACCAACUCCUGAAGGUCGUGAUGAUGUUGUCGACAGUGUGCUGACAGCAAUCUCGGAGGUGAAUGGUGGCGAUAUGGCGACUGCGUUGCAUCGUAAAUUGACCGCAUCCAACUCAUCGCAACGUCACGCUAACUCAGCACCGAAUCACAGCCCGGAUGUGCCCGAAGAAUCGCAUACUCUUGCAUGUCCCAAAGCAUCUUCUGAUUCACCACUAUCCAACUGUGGUGAAAGCAACGCAGGUUCCCGAAUCUCUACACCACCACUGAGGUAUUAUACUCACAACAUCAGUUACUGA